Dermatophagoides farinae (American house dust mite) is the source of this 10573-nucleotide messenger RNA. NCBI's taxonomy places the organism in Eukaryota, Metazoa, Arthropoda, Arachnida, Sarcoptiformes, Pyroglyphidae. The record is from RefSeq and is a predicted model, not a curated record.
AUGAUAGUGUGCCUGUAUCGAAACGUAAUUUAUUUCAAAAUCUUCGUUAUAAUGUUAAACAAAAAUUCAUCAAAUUACAAUUCCCAUUGGGUCAAAAUAAAACCAAUGAUAGUGGAAAUAGUGGUGAAUCGAAUCGUAACAAUGUGAAACAAGUGAUGAAAACAUUAAUGACAAGGCCAUUACGUUUGAAAAUACGUCCUGGUGAUACGUCUACUUCUUCAUCAAUUAAUAAUGGAAAAUUAUUGGUAAAUCGUUUUACACGUAAGAAGAAAGAUUUGAUAAAGAAAAAUAUAAUCAAUGAUGCUAAAAUUCAAUGUACAACACCAACCACAAUAAAUGAUCGUGCAAGAUUCAAUAUUCGUCAUCAUACAUUCACCAAUAAUAAUAAAGAAUUUGAUUCUGAUGCCGAUGAUUCAAUGUUUAUAUUACAACAUCAACAUUAUUAUUGGAAUCCAUAUUAUCAGCAAUUACCGAAAUAUCAACGCCAAGAAUUGCUACGUGAAUUGGAUCGUGUUAUGCAUCUUUUAUUCACAAAUAUCGGUGUAGAAUUUAUUUGGAAUCAUUUGGCAUUGACAUUCAAUACAGCAACAGAAGAAUCGAUUACAUUACGAAAAAUCAUGCAUAUUAUUCUACGAUCAUCAUCAAUGGUUAAAAGAAAAAAAUCAAAACGAUCACUUGAUGAUUCUAGUGAAGAAGAAGAUGAUGAUGAUGAGUCCUCUGAUCAAGAUGAUGACGAUGAAGAAAGUGAUGAAGAAGACGAUGAUGGUUACAACGACGAUGAUGAUGAUGAUGAUACAAUUUCACAAUCAUUAUCGUGGAUACGGAAUUUAGUGCCGACAAUGUUAUUGGAAAAUGUACAAUCAUUACGUAUGGGAAAUAAUUAUUCAUUUAGCUCGACAACAACGACUGCUACCAGUUCCAAUUCAUCAUCCACAUUUACAUUAUCAUCAUCAUCAUCAUCAUCAUCAACACCAUAUGCAUCACCACAAAGAAUACGUUCACCUGAAUUUGAAAAUUUUCAUAAUGAUGCCGAUGUUGAUGAUGAAGAAUUCGAUGAUGAUAAUAAUAAUGGUCAUCAUCAUCAACAUCGAAAUCAUCAUCAACGUCGAAUCAAGAAAUCAACAUUGAAAACAAAGUUAUUAAUUUCAUUAACAAAUGGUUGUCGUCAUUGUGGAAAAAUGUUGAAAUUUUCCAGUCCAGUACAGCCAGUUGGUACAGAAUCUGUAACAAUAUUGGAAUCCUGUACAUUAGCUAGAUUUUUGUUGGGUGAUUCACAACCAUAUCCACAUAGUAAUGAUGAUGAAAAUUAUUAUGGACAAAAAUCAUCGUCUGCCAAUACGAUUGAUAAUGAUGAUUCUGCUGCUUAUACAACGUUUUCGCUAUCAUCACAACCACCACCGCCAACACGUGUUGAUGUAUUAAAUUAUAGUACAAGUUCAUUAUUCGUGAAUUCCAUUUCAGUUUCAAUGAAUCGUUGUUCAGCAUUAGAACCACUUGAAGUUGGCACAGCAAAUUAUACAUUUUUAAUACAUUUUCUUGACCAUGUUCUGCGAUUAAUAUGUCAAAGUGUUAAAUCAUUCACUCGUAUUGAUCUUCGGGCAUCGAUUGAAUUAUGUUUGGCAUUGUGUUCGAAAUUGAAACCAGCAAUUAUGCAAACAUUCACACGACGUUAUCGUCGUGAAUUGAAUCAAUUGAAAAAUAAAGAUUUUGCUACCACUAAUAACGAACAUUCAAAUAUUCAACAACAAAAACCAAAUAUUGCUGUAUGGUUUCAAACAUAUGGACAACAACAACAACAACAACGUUCACAUAUGAAAACACGAUCAUCACCGUCGGUAUCAUCAUCAUCUGGUAAACCACUAAACAAACAAUUAGAAUUGGUACGUGAAGAAACUGAAGAUGAUGAAGAAUCACAGCAGCAGCAGCAGCAACAACAAAUGGAAGAUCAUCAACCGGAUGAUGUCAAUGAUUUUGAUGAUAAUAAUAUUGAUCAAUGUGAAUUUAAUGAUGAUUUUCAAAUUGAAUUAGUCGUGGAUGGAAUAUUGAAAUUUUUUGCAACAUUUGUUGAAAAAAUUCUGGUGAAAAAAUCCGCUACGAAUAAUGGGAAAACUUUCGAAACAAUUAUUGAUUAUUAUCGUCGUAUAAUGUUACGAAAUAUACCAAAUGAUCAACAACAUAUACAGCAAAUUAUCGAUCGUUUUGUAAUCAAUCGUCAUCAAUCACAUUAUCCAGAGAUUAUCAUAAAUGCACAAUUAUUACCAUUAUAUCAAUUAUUUUGUGAAUUAUUAAUAGAAAUCGGUACGAUACCGUUGUUGUCAUCGCCAGCAUUUUUAUUUAAAAAACGUGAACAAAAAAAUUCAAUGAAUGUGGAACAAUUUAUUAUUGAUUCUAAACAACAUACAGAAGAAUCAGUAAUCAAAAAAACGGAUUCCAUUUUUCAAAAUGUCGAUAAUACACGUUGGUUUGUCUAUUUAAUGGCAUUAUCAGCAAAUGGUAUUGGUUCCUGUACACAUUGGCAUCAUCGUCAUCAUUGUCGAAAUAAUCAAAUAGAACGAAAAUCAAUGAUACAACAGCCAUCAAUAUGUUGCCAAUUACGUCAUGUUUCAUAUACAUCAUUGGCUACAAUUCUUGAUUUAAUGACAAUGACACGUGCUUAUAUUGUAUCACAGCCAUCAAUGUAUCCAACAGCAUUAUCGAUAGGAAAUGAUGGAGAAUUUCAAUGGCCAGCAUAUGUUGAUAUGACAAAUAUUGAUCUAUUUCCACGUACAUUUGUGGCAAGACGAUUGAAUUUUUUUCCAUUAAUUCAUCCAAAAAUGUUACAAUUUGUUUAUGAAUCAACCACAUGGUUUCGAAUUGUUGCUAGUGGUCUUUGGUCUAAUUUAUCAGCACAAGAUUCCGUAUUACAUCAUUCAACAAGUGCCCUAUUACAACAAUUACAUUCUAUAUCGCAUGAUGAAUCUAUCUGUGAAGUUGUUAUCUGUGAUGAAAUGAUUGGCAGUGGUAGUAAUGUUGGUGGUUGCUGUAAAUCUGAUAAUGGUAGAGCCUGUUCGAAUGUUGGAUCAUCAUCAGCAUAUCGAUCAACAAUGAUGAUGAAUAAUAAUAAUUUAUCUAUGGAUAGUUUAAGAUUUUUUAAUCCACAACAACAACAAAAUCAUCAUCAUCCAAUACCAUUUGAACAACAAUCACGUCAUCAUAUGCCAAAUAAUAAUAUGGAUAUUGUACAUCGUGCACGUACCAAAUUUGCCUUAAUGUUUUCAAUUAUACGUGAUAUAAAUUUUAUUUCUGAACGUUUAGCAUUAGUUGUUAAUGCAUUAGCAUCGGCAGCUCGAUCAACAUCAGAUGGUGAUUCUGAUGGUGUUGGUGGUCUUUUACACAAUACAAUCGCCGCCACCACAACAACAACGAUUGUUAACAAUGAUUAUAAUGAUUUAUUAACAGUGAAUGAAAAUUCAUCAAGUUCAAAAUUGAUCGCACAACUUGAAAUUGAAAUAGCCACCGGUAUGGAUUCAAGUCAAUAUCAAUCAUUAAUGAAUUGUGCUAUGGUUGGCAAUUAUCAAGAUUUACAUCGUCUACUGAGGAUCACAUGUCCAAUAUCACCGGUUGCAUUAUGUUCAACGUUAAAACGCCAUUUUGAUCGGCCAUUAUUCAUCAUGUUGGAUGCAUUAUCACAGCGUAGAAAUCUAAGUGAUCAAUUUUCAAUAUCAGCUGAUUGGCUUUUACGUUGUAUAAAACAGCCGAAUUUAUUUGGCACAAAAAACCUGAUGUUUACAUCGCCCAACGGAUUCGGUGUUACAUCGGAAUUUCAUAAUCAAAAUCACAAUCAUCUGAUAUCUGAUAUUAUGAAUCAUAAUGAUAAUGAUUCUUCAGAUAUUGGCCGCAUAUUGGAACCAUUAUUAUUUAUUCUUUUACAUCCAAAUACGGCAAGAUUAUCGAUUAAAAAUGUUAAAAUUCUUCGUUAUACACGAUCCAAUCACCAUGAUGGUCAACAUUUUCCAUCGAUGUUAUUACACGCUACUGAUAAUGACAAUUUAUUGGAAAAACAACAACAACAACCCCAAGACAUUCAAAUGGAUUCCGUGAAUGAAGAAUCAAAAAUUUAUGCAAUUACCUCGACUAAUGGUAAUGUUAUUUAUCAUGUACGUAGACGUCCACCGCCACCACUACAACAACCACCACCACAAUCAUCAUCACGUUCACCAACAAUAAUAACGAUGAAUACUACAUCAUCACCAAUGUUGGAUUCAAUGAAAAUUAUUAUAAAUCCAUUUGAAAAAUUAUCAAUCCAUGAUGAUAAUAAUGGUACAGAUUCCAUACAAAUUCAACAAAUUGUAAAUGAUCUAAUUGAUCGUAUCGCUGCUGAAUUUGAUCAAAAUCAAAAUGUUUCAUUGGAUGAAUCUAGACCAGUGAAAAAUUUUCCUGGAAUGGCUUCAUUUCAAACCAAAAUUAAUAUUGAUGAUGAUGAUGAUGAUGAUGAUGAUCAUAGUUCACCAACAUCAUCGACAACUCCUACACCAAAUUUAAGCGGUAAUGAUGAUCGAAAAUAUCGUUUUAGAAAUGAUAACAGCAACAGCAACAAUAAUAGUGGUGGACGGAAGCUACGUUUUGCUGAAAUGCAUCAACAUUUAUUAUUAUAUGAACGUCGUUAUGAUUCAUUACGUACAACAUAUGCCCUGGAUACAAUAAUAUCAAUGAUUGAAACAUGGCCAUCACGUGUUUUAUUUGCAAUGUCAACACAUAGAUUAUUUAAUGAUCCAAAUAUGCCUGGUAUAAACAACAACAACAACACGGCUAUAUCCACAUCAUCAUAUGUUUCAACAGCAACCAACAGCCAAUCAUCAUCAUCAUCAUCAAUAUUUGAUGGAACAAGAUCAGCACAGAUACGAACAUUAUAUCAACGUCAUCGUAAUUCAAUAAAUGGUGAUGGUUUUUAUUCAAAUCAUAAUAAUAAUCAAAAUUUUGUACAACAACCAACAAAUGUGGCCAAUGUAAAUUCUUUUGUUUCAUCUGCAACAACUGCAACCACAGCAGCAGCAGCAGCAAAUCGUACAAGAUCACGUUCAAAACAACAUAUAUUUGAAUCAUCAUCAUCAUCAUCACCUGGUGAUGAGAAUAUAACAUUAUUAGAAUUGGUCAUACAAAUAUGUCUUCAAUAUCUUCUUAGUUAUUAUCCAAGUUGUCCAGCUGAUAUGGCAUCAACAAUGACAGCGAAUAAAUUGAAUAAAAAAUCACCAUUAGCACGUGAAACAGGUUUAGAAGGUGGCCUUUUGGAUGAAUUAUUCUUACAGAUUCGUUCAAAUCAUUGUAUUGAUCUUGAAGCUAUUUAUGGUAAUCAACGUGUACGUUUAUUAGCUGCACAAUCAUUACGUAUAAUAUUUCGUAAUCUAAGCCAAAUGAUUGAAGUACGAAAUCAUAAUCGCCAUUAUGAACAAUCAAAUUAUAAACAUCAUAAAAGACAACCAAGUGAAUCAUUAUUAUGUUUUAGUCAAUCAAAAUCAUUUGUACAAUAUUUAAAAGAAUUAUUAACCCGUUGUCAAGUACAACGUAAUGUAAUGCAAUGUUUAGCAACAUCUGUUUGGCAUUAUCAGCAAAAAUAUUCAACAACUACUGGUGCCGCUACCGACAAUAAUAGCAAAAAUUUGAAAUCAACAGAUGAUAAAAAUCGAACAAAAUUUCAAAAACGACAAGAAACUUCAUAUCUAUUUCCAGAAACAAAAUAUAAUCAACAAACAAAAUUGAAUCCAGCUGAUAUUGCAUUCAUAAAGGAGAUAUUGGAUUAUAAUGAUUAUCCAGAAAAUCAUAAUAAUAAUCAUUUUGAUUUGAAUAAUUUUUAUGUUGAUGAUGAUAAUACAACGACAAUGAUGAUGAAUAAUGAUAAUCAAAAUGAUUAUCAUGUUGAUGAUGAUCGACAACAGCAUGGAUUUCAUGAUGAAUUUGAAAAAUCAUUAUUACAUUUACUUGAACAGGUAAUGAUAUUAGAAUCAAGAAUACAAUCAGCAUUGAUUGAAGCUGCAAUAAAUGUUGGUAAUCAAAAAAAUUCAUCUUCAUCAUUACAAUUGGAUUCAUUGAGUACAUCAACAACAGCAACUACUACUGCGGCCACUACAUUAUCAUUAAAUCAUCAACUUUCGAUUGUACCACGUAUACAAUCAGAUAAAGAAAUGAUUGAAAUGAAUUUUGAUCCAGAAUUACCAUUACUUGGACAAACACUAUUGAAUAGUUCAUUACAUUAUGCAUUACAGCAGAAUUUUCGUCGCCAUAUCCAUACGGAAUGGUUAUCAUUUAUUGAAUCAUCAUUACAAUAUGCUGGCCGAUUUAUGCCACGUUUAGUAUUGACGGCUGUUAAUCAAUUAUGUCGUAAUAUUGAUUCAUUAACAAAAGAAAUUGAACAAUUUGCAAGAUCUAAAUGUUUUGUUUCAUCACAACUGAAUAUGCCACCAUUUAUACAUAAACAUUUUGCACAAACAUUACAAGGAAUUGCUAUGAUUUAUUCAUAUUGCCUAUUGGAUCGUAAUCAAUUUGAUCUUUUAGCACCGGUAUUGAAUGAACUGUUUGAUGAUAGUCAAGAGGAUCGGGCAAGAUCAUUUGGUCUUAUUACUAGUCGUAGAAAUCGUUAUAGAUUUGAUGCUGAUAAUAUGUUCAUCAAUGAACAAUGGACAUUAAGUCAAAAUGGUGGCGCUACAUCGAUAACAAGUAAUGGAUCUACUGGUGCCAUCCAAGCGAUAUCAUCUAUUUUACAUAACAUUAUGAUUAUGCCAAUGUCAGGAUCGAAUGCUGGAAAUGGUGGACCGAAUUCAAGCGGUACAACUAGUCAUACAAAUCAUGAUCAAUCUGAUCAAUCUAGUACAGCUGAUUUAGGUAUUGUUUUUUCGCAACUAGAUACUUUACCAAAUAAUCUAGCUAUAACAAGACAACGAAUACUUGAUUAUACGAUUUUAAAUCGUGUUCUCACUGCACUGUUUCAAGUAUGGUGUACAAUGAUUGUUCGUGAUGAAGCCACCGCCGAUAUUCAAUCAGCCAAUCUAUCAUUAUCAACAAAUCAACCAUCAGCUUGUUGUCAUCCAUAUGUACGGCAAUUUCAUUCAAUAGAUACAUCGAAUCAAAAAAAUUGGAAAAAUUGUCGCUAUUCACAAUCCAAUUGUAGUUUAGGUUGGUCAUCAUCAAUAUAUACUGGCUGGUAUAUAACCGGUUCAUCGAUGAUGUUACGUCAAGCUAUUAUUACCAUAUUGGAUAUUGUUGCCGUUUCGAAUGGUGUAUCAUUAAUGAAAUCAAUAGCACGUGUUUGGCAUGAUCUACGUGAUCGUUCAAAUUCUGUCAAUAGUAAUCAAUCAUCGUAUUCAUCAUUAUUAGCCGAUUCAAUCGAUAUGGUUAUUACACCAGCAACAGCUGCACAACAAAAAUUAGUACAAUUAAUUUCAUCAUUGCAACCAAUUUUAAAUCUUGAAUAUUUAAUACAAAUUGUACGAGCCGUACUAAAACCAUCUUCAUCACCACUUUCAAUGUCUUCUUCAUCAUCUGCAUCAUCGUCAACAGCGACCACUACAACUACAGCAGCAACAAAUUCAUCAUUAUCAUCAUCAACAAGUUCAGCAUCAUCAAUUACAACUGAAGUAGAAUCUACACAACAUUCAUUCACAUCGAAUCCAUUUGAUAAUAUAUUUUUGAUUGAAGUUUCAUUAUUGGAAUUUUUUCUUGCUUACAUCCGUACAUGUCGUGGUGAGCUAUUAUUACGUGCUUGUCGUUCAAUGCUUGCAUUGAUCAAGGAUGGUUUUGCGCUGAACCUAACAGCAUCGGUUCCAUAUGAAACAUUUUGGCCACGUUCCAGACAACGUCAACCAAUAAUACCAUCAAGUUCAGUACAGAUUAAUUUUCAACCAUUAAUCAAUAUUCAUUUGUUAGCAAUUAUGCAUGAAUUUGUCAUUACAUCUCCAUUUGUUGAAGAUCGUCGUGCUCAAAAAGAAUUACAGGAUGUAACACAAAAAUUAAUCGAUGCAAAUAUUAGUGUUGCUGGUGGUCGAUUAUUACAAUCACGAUUUUGGUCAUUUCGUCGUAAUUUUGAAGUAAUGCCCGUCAAUAGUGAUUAUCAGAUUGGACAUCAUCAUCAUCAUCAUCAACAACAACAACAACAACAUCAUACUGGACGACCAUCACCAACAUCAUCACAUCGUUCGAAUGGUUCAUCAUCAGCAGCAGCUACACCAAUCACUGAGGAAGCAUUAUCCAAUACACAUAAUGAACAAAAUAUUUCAUUCAAACGUGGACUAUUUCGUUCAUCUGCAUCGGUUCAAUUUCAAUCAUCUGAUCGUAGCCCUUCGAAUUCGAAUACAAGUCAACGUACCGUAACACCUAUUCAUGAUGAUUAUCAUCUAUUGGAACAACAACAACAGCAGCAGCAGCAGCAACAACAACAACAAACUGAUAGCUUAUUGUUUGGUUUAUUCAAUUUUAAUCUAUCCUAUCUAUCAACAACAGCUACUAGUGGAUCGAAUCAUCAAGAUUUAGCGAAUACAUCACAGAAUCUGUUUUAUAGUUAUUUCUGUAUAAAAGCAUUAUAUGCAAUGGCAGAAUUUGCAGCACCAGUUUUAGAUGUUGUUUAUGCAAGUGAUGAAAAAGAAAAAAUGAUACCAUUAAUCGUGAAUAUGAUGUCAUAUGUAAUACCAUAUCUUAAAUCACAUAGUCAACAUAAUUUACCUUGUUUUGAUGCCUGUUCUCGAUUGUUGGCAUCAUUUUCUGGUUAUCAAUAUACACGUAAAGCAUGGCGUCGUGAUUCAUUGGAAUUAUUAUUGGAUUCAUCAUUUUUUCAAAUGCCACCAGAAUGUUUACAAUCAUGGCGUACAAUAAUCGAUCAUCUGAUGACGCAUGAUAAAAAUACAUUUCGUGAAUUUUUACAACGUAUGUCAAUAGCACAAAGUCCAUCAGUAUCAUUCAAAAUAUUUGUACCAUCGUCGACAAAAGAUCAGGAAUCUGAACCACGUGCACAACUGGUUAAACGUUUGGCAUUCAUAUUGUUUUGUUCAGAAAAAGAUCAAUAUCAACGUUAUAUGGCUGAAAUACAGGAAAAAUUGAUUGAAAUUCAUCGUACAUCGCAACAACAAUCACAAUCAUUAACACAAUUGCAUUCACAAUCAUUAUUACAAUCACAAGUAUUGUUGGCAUUUCGUGUCAUUCUAUUGCGUAUGUCACCACAUUAUUUAGCAUCAUUGUGGCCAUUUAUUUAUACUGAAAUGUUUCAAGUAUUUCUAAGCAUUGAACAAGCUUUACUCAAAGUUAUUCGUGAUGAACAAAAAAAUAAUUCCAAUGAUUUAAAAUGCUCAGAUUCAGCUACAAUUUCAACACCAUAUGGCAUUUAUUUGGAUAUAUCGGAUCUUCUUGCCAAUCAAUCAUCAAUACAUCGAUCAUCAUCAGCCAGUUUUAUACAUCAUCAACAACAAAAUCGUCAAACAAAAUUAGAGCCAAAAAUAUCAUCAUCACAAUUACAAUUGUUUUUAAAUGCCUGUAAAUUAUUGGAUCUAGCUUUGCUAUUACCAUCGGAUAUUUUGCCACAAUUUCAGCUACAUAAAUGGGCAUUCAUAAAUACAGAUUCAUUUCCAUCAAUUUCCACAAAUAUUCGACAACCAAUCGAUUGGUUGGGUGGUAUUUCACCAUUCUCCGAACCAAUUGUAUUGAAUUUAGCUACCACAAAUACAACUACUGCUAGUAGUAGUACGAAUAAUGUACAAACAGAUUCUAUUUUAUCAAAUACAACAACAACAAAUUUUCAAUCAUCAGAACCAUCAUUAUUGAUGGAAAAUAAUGCUCCUAAAUCAUUAUCGGAAACAGUGUCAUUAAAUUCAUCAUCAACAACAACAACAAUGUUUGAUACACAAUCACCACAAUCAUUGCCAGCCAAUCUAAAUACAUCCAUAUCAUCUGCUACAUCUACAAUUACAUUGAAUCAAUGUAAUAAUAAUGAAACAACAUUUGUACCACAUGUUGUUUUUAUUAAUCAACUUCUUAAUUAUUUAACGGACUCAAUACCGGUUGUAUCGAAAUCAAAUGCAACAACAAUGACACCAUUAUUAACAAUGUCAUCGAUUGAAUCAAUACACGAUUUACAUCCAUUUUUUGCAUCGGUUUUAUCACGUUCAAAUCAAAGUACAAUGUUUACAACAACAACAAAUGGUCAACAACAACAACAACAACAUCAUUCAAAUCUUGAACGUCAAAAUGAAUCAUCAUCAACAUCAUCUAAUAAUCAUCGUCGUUCAUUUGUUGAAUAUCGUACACAUUCAGCGAAUGCAACAAUAAAUUCACAACAAACAACAUCUUCGUCUGGUAUAAAACAGCAGCGUCGUAAAUCAUUGACAUUGAACAAUACAAAUCAACAACAACAUCAUCGUCGUCAACAUAAUGGACGUAAAAUUACAAAUCAAACAUCGAUUGUUGAUACAUUAAAUGGUGGUGGUUCAUUAGAUGAACUUUAUAUCAAUAUUGAUCGUAUUAUUGCCAAUGAUUUUCUUGAACCAUUACCAUCAUCAUCAUCAUCAUCAUCGGAUUGAAUAAUUUUUUUUUAUAUUUUUACAUAAAAACAAAAGUG